AUGAGUGACAGGCUAGCGAGGUACAUCACAGUGAGCUCGAGCGAGGAAUCGUCUGUCGAAGAUCGAUAUGACGCAACUUCGUUUGGCAGCCAAUUCGAUUCUGAUUCUUCGGACAGCGAAAACGAGACCUACAAGGGGAUGUUCUCAUACGAUUCGGAGCAGGAAUCACAAAUUUCUUUGACACCAGGUGAAGAAUACGUUCUUGACACUCUCUUCGGUUGGAUGGAUCGACCUCUCUGUGCCGCUCCUACUGCAGGGCAAUCCCUGCUGCUUCAAAGCGCUCGAGCUUCAGCAUUGCAAAACAUCACGGCCAACCGACCUUUAUACAUAAAAGCGCAUGCAGAGAAUCCAGAGAUUGAUAGUGAUAGUGAUUCUGAUACCGACUCCUUCAUCACACAAGAAGUCGAGGAAUACUCGGAGGGUCCAGAAGAAAGCUAUAGUGAGGCGCAAGUUGCCGAUCUUGCCCGUUCCAACUUCAGCGAAGUAGACGACUACGAUAUGGAAGAAAGCGAAGGUCCACAACUGGAACUGGAAAUGGAAUAUGAAGAAGAGCGAAAAAAAGGUGACGAAUCCAAGCAGCCAAAGUCGCCAAAGUCGCCAAAGCAUUCAAAGCCGCAGCGCAAGGUGAAGCCCUCGGUUGCAAGUCCUCGGGGUACCAAACAGAAAGCUGUCGAAGCAAGUGACAUCAACCUCUUUCAUUCUGAGAGCCAGGAUGAAUCCGAUUCGGACGAGGUGGUUAACCACCCAGCUGGGUCGGAGGACGAAAUCAGCGCUGCACAUCGCGUCUCUUUCUUGAAGACUGUUAUGAAAAAGAAAGAGCGAAAGGCAAAGAGUGAGGUAAUGCCAUCCAACGUCUUCGAACCACCGAGCAAGAAGAUGUCCAAAGCUGCCAGAAAACCAGUACCAGUCGAGGUGAAGAUUUUAGGGGGGAAAGCUGCUGGCGUGCCAGCCGAUGUAAAGGUCGUUGCCUCUUCCAAAAAAGCACAGUCGAAGGUUCCACAAAAGUCGAGUGAAACGCCUGAGAAGAAUUCGUCCGAGGUUCCCGCUGAGAUACCUUUGGAAGUUUCAGUAGCUGUGGUUACUGAAACAGCAACAAGCGUACCAAUAGAAAUUCAAACAAAAGCAGAAAAGCCGAAAAAGACACGGGGUAGAUCUCCAUCGAAGCCUCCACCCAUCAAUGUGGAUGAAAUCAACGAUGAAAUGGUUGACAUGGAGGUCGAAAAGAGUCCUUCGCUGGAAUUUCUCGCUGCAAAGAUCGUUCAGCAGUCAAAUACCCCUCGUAACCGUUCCAACCGAGAUCCAACUCCGACACGUCGAGAUGCCCGAAGCAUUUCGAUGGAAGAGAAAGAUGUCAAACCAGAUACAGAUCAACAAGUCCAGGAUAAGCAGGUACAAGAGAUCGUAGAAAUAGAUCUGGUAGCAUCAAGAGAGCCUCCAAUGGUAUACGCUCCUCGCUCUCCUCAUGAGAAGAAAACCAAGGAAAGCGAGCCGAUUCGAGAACCAAGAAGAAACUCCAGACCUGACCCAACAGACGUUUCGGAGCCAAUUGUGCACCCGGAACCUGUUGCCGUAUUGGAAGAAGCAAUUUUUGUCGCAGCAAAGGCAGAGCCGAAAGCUACCCGAGCAAAGCGACUAUCUUCAAAGAAGAAAUCGAAGAAAAAGAAGUUCUCUAAUGUUCAUCCCGGCCAACCACAACAACAAGAAGAGGUAGGGGCUUUUUCGCAAGUCGGAGAAAUAGGACCAGUGGGAUCCAUCACCGUUGAGGAACUAAAGGAAACUCUCUCUGAGCUUUCUCAUCCUCAAAUUCAGCAAAAUCAACCAAGAGUCAAGGAGGAGCCGCGGCAUGUCAGAGGCCGCUCCGUCGAUCUCUCUAAUACAGAACAGAAUUAUGUCCAAGCCCGGUCGCCGCAACCUGUGGAGGGACACCAACUGCCAUUAAGGCAUAUGAGGACUUCCUCCCGUGGCAAUAUGGAUCCAUUGGCUCAGUCAAUAGAUGAUGCACUAGCGUUGCGCAAGUCUCAGGAGAGAUUGGCUCCGGUGCCUCAUAGCUCACCUCGACAGCCCCAUGAGUCAUCACCACGAGCGACCCAAAAUAUUAUUCAAUACGGCUCACCACUUCCUACCAACAAUCAAGACAACCCAAUUGAUAUCGAAGAAUACAUGGCACAAAGAGAGAUGCUUAAUCGUGAAGCACCUAGAGCAGGUCUCAGUGAUACUGCUGCUCCUAUUGUCAGGACAACCGAUUCCCCUCCUAUCGCAGUCCGCGAGGAAAUGGAAAGUCCUCGACAGCCGGUAUCACCUCGAACCCCCCGCCGCCGCGUGCGGCCGGAAGUUGCACUUGGGCAGCACGGUGGUGCCGCUGAUUUGCCUGUUAUUCCCAAUGGCAAGAACAAUGGCAAAAACCCCAAGCACCGAAACUACUACUUUGGCGAGCAGGGUUCCCGACAAACCAGCACUCGCCACAAGGCGGGUAUUCGACAACCCAAACAAUAUGAUGCGCUCAACCGGAACGAUCCGGCUGGCCAUAUUAUUGACCAUCAGUAUGACACCAAGAAGAAGAGCAAGAAGAGUUCUUCUGGGAAGAGUAAGUCCAAUUUGGCCUCGAUUGAUGACUUGAAACAGUUGGAGAAGAGGAUAGAAGAGCACUUCCGCAAUAGUCGUGGUGAUGGUGGGGAGAAUGAUAUUCGGUCAACCGUAUCUACCAAGGAAUUGCGCAAGCUCGAACGCCAGCUGGUUCUUCAACUCCGUCGCGUGGAAGAAAAGCGAGCCGCCAAGCUGGAGCGUCUCCGCAGCAAGAAGAAGAGCAGCCGCCGCCAAAAAGGCAUUGUCGAAGCGGAGGUGAUUGCCGUGGAACCAAAGGACGAAACUAUUCGCUUGAGCCAAAAAUCGCACUCUAAAAAUUCAGGCGAUGCUAACCGCUUCAAACAAUUGCAAGCCUUGCGAAUGUCGAAGGAGAUGGGUCGCUAUAUGAGCAAACAACCUGGAAACCCUGCUGCUACUGUCAGUCGUCAUUUCCAAGGCCAAGCCUACUAA
Messenger RNA from Cylindrotheca closterium, 3033 nucleotides. Lineage: Eukaryota; Bacillariophyta; Bacillariophyceae; Bacillariales; Bacillariaceae. The record is from the annotation of a GenBank genome assembly.